CAGCUAAAUGGGCAGCACCGACCACGUAUUUGAUUGGAUUAUUUGAUAGUCAACGCCAAAUCACGACACUGCAGCCGCGACUCCGGAGAAUGCCAACUGUUUAGGAUCGUGCAUCAAGUCCGACCCAAUCAAAUUGCAAGUCACACGCUCCUCAAAACCGCCAUCUGCCCGCCAUGAAUCUGCCGGAACGCAGCCGCUUUGUGAUCUACGCCGUCGGCAUCUUCGUAUGCUACUUCUUGUACGGAAUUGUCCAGGAGAAGUUGACUCGGGGCCGCUACGGCGAGGAGGUCCAGUCAGACGGAUCCGUGGGAGAACGCUUUACGUAUGCCUUGGCCCUUGUUUGGGUACAGUGCCUCUGCAACUAUGUGUUUGCCAAGGUGCUCCUAACGAUUAGGCCGCAAAAGGAGGACACUACCAAUGCGGGAUCCUACGUGGCCUGCUCGCUGACGUAUCUGCUUGCCAUGGUUUCCACCAAUAUGGCCAUGCGCUGGGUUCCCUAUCCUACUGCUGUCGUGGGUAAAUCCGCCAAACCCAUCCCCGUUAUGAUCCUGGGCGUGCUGAUUGGUCGCAAAUCCUACAGCUGGACGCGCUAUGCCUGCGUUCUUACCAUUGUCCUGGGCGUUAUCCUGUUUAUGUACAAGGAGGGCAAGGUGUCCAAUUUGCCGGCAGAGACCACCGUACUCGGCGAGGUUCUGCUCUUCCUCAGCCUCUCAAUGGACGGAUUAACUGGAGCUGUUCAGGAGCGCAUUCGAGCGGCCAGUGCGCCCUCGGGUCAGCAGAUGAUGAGGGCCAUGAAUUUCUGGAGCACCCUGAUGUUAGGCGUUGCCAUGGUAUUUACAGGUGAGGCCAAGGAGUUUUUGUACUUCACCAUCCGCCAUCCCGAGGCGUGGACCCAUUUGUCGCUGAUAGCUGUGUGCGGCGUGCUCGGUCAGUUCUUCAUCUUCCUGAUGGUGGCCUGCUUUGGACCGCUGGCCUGCUCCGUGGUUACGACGACGCGAAAAUUCUUUACCGUCCUGUGCUCUGUUCUGCUGUUCGGAAACGUCCUGAUUGCCCGCCAGUGGCUUGGAGCUGUCCUGGUGUUCGCCGCCCUUUUUGUGGACAUGCUGUACGGCAAGAAGGCGCCUCUGGCUUCGGCUAAAAAGCCUCCAGUUGAGGGAAAGCUAUCCGAGGAAAAGAAGCUAAAUUCGUAGAAUUUAAUAGAUUAUUGCAUAGCCCUAUGUACAUACAUAUGCACAUACACAAAUUAAGAAGACAAAGCUUUCGGCUCGAGCGGCUGCAGCGCCAAAGUUUCCCCAUUUCCUAGAACUGCUUAUCGUACAAAGGAUUCUAGCUAUAGCGAACACAGCAUUCGAUACUUGAUCUGCAACCCAUUAACAGUCGUUUAAGUUAAUUAAAUUAUUGAUAUCUAUUAGAAAAGGAACAAAUAUUGUGCAAAAAUUUACACCAGAACUGAGGGUCUCUAACAUACAGGAUCAUUCAAUCAUUUAAUGCUACAAUUUAUAAUUAAAACGUGCUCUUUUUUAA
Messenger RNA from Drosophila teissieri, 1524 nucleotides. RefSeq names its product solute carrier family 35 member B1 homolog (gene meigo). Lineage: Eukaryota; Metazoa; Arthropoda; Insecta; Diptera; Drosophilidae. Gene Ontology annotation, cellular component: endoplasmic reticulum membrane; Golgi membrane. Gene Ontology annotation, biological process: UDP-galactose transmembrane transport. The transcript is spliced from 3 exons. The coding region runs from base 174 to 1190 and encodes 338 amino acids. Gene Ontology annotation, molecular function: UDP-glucose transmembrane transporter activity; UDP-galactose transmembrane transporter activity. The record is from RefSeq and is a predicted model, not a curated record.